Trypanosoma conorhini is the source of this 1062-nucleotide messenger RNA. RefSeq lists its product as uncharacterized. Bases 1 to 1062 code for a protein of 353 amino acids. NCBI's taxonomy places the organism in Eukaryota, Euglenozoa, Kinetoplastea, Trypanosomatida, Trypanosomatidae. Gene Ontology annotation, biological process: mRNA splicing, via spliceosome. Gene Ontology annotation, cellular component: U2-type catalytic step 1 spliceosome. The transcript has a single exon. The record is from RefSeq and is a predicted model, not a curated record.
AUGGCGAAGAUCAACGCGACCUACAGCUCCGGCUACUACCUCGCGCCGGACACCGACUACCGCAAGCUCGAGGAGCAGCAGCAGCGGGAGCGGAAGCGGCGGCGGCAGGAGGAGCGGGAUGGCGACGCAGACGCGUCCGCCGCCGGCGGGGCCAUUCGACAGACGUUCGCGAUACCGUUCAACGUCAUUUGCCUGCACUGCAACCGCCGCAUCGCGCGCGGGACGCACGGGUACGUCAACCGGCGCCCGACGAAGGAGAAGUUCAUGGGCAUCCGCAUCUGGGAGCUCGAGUUCCGCUGCAUCUUCUGCAAGCGGCACAUCUACUUGACCACGGACUACGAAACCGCCAAGCUGACGGGUGGGUAUCACUGCAGCCGCAACUGCAGGCGCGGUGAAGGCGACUUCUACGGGACGAAUCAAAUCAAUGAGGCCAUUCGGGCGAAGCAGGCGACGGAGGAGGCGGAAAAGGGGUCACUGGAUGCAUUGGAGCGGGAGAAUGAGGCGAUGCGGCAGCUGCAGGAGCGUGAGCGUCUGAUCGAGGAGCUGGUGGAGUCGCGGGCCGCCACGGAAGAGGAACAGACCCGCGACGAACUCCUGCAGGCGAUCCAGGCACGGAAGCGGGGGACGGCGACGCGCCAGCACGAGGGCGAGGCCAGGGAGGAGGAGGGGGAGGAGACAGGCGACCCCGUAGACAAGGCCUCUGCCGACGACGAGGACGACGCGGCCUACCGGCGCUUCGAGGCGCAGCUGCGGUACUGGCAGGAGGAGGCGGAGCGGGCGCUGCAGGGGCACCCAAGAGGUGAUGCCGGGGCGGAGGACAAAGUGGCCGCGACGAUCACAGCCAAGUACACCGAUCACGGGGACAAGCGGCGGAAUGUCUUCAUGGGCGGAUCGGACUCCGGCUCCGACACCGAGGAGGACAAGGGCGGCCGUGGGCCCCCCAUGAUGGCAGUGAAGAAGGAUCCAGGGAGGCCCCUGGUGGCAGCAGCCGGCACUACUUCCACUACUACUACUAAACGCCGCAACGGUAGCGCGCUGGCGUCCCUGCUGGAUGACUUGUAA